AUGAGCCACCUCGAGCCGCAGACAAACCAAAAGCAACGGGCAAGUUGGAUUGGAGUAAGGCCAAAUCUAAGGAGAGUAAAAAGCCCGAACCAGCUGUUACUCUCGACUCCAUACAGGCUAGUACGAUACAAAGGUAUUAUCGCACUUAAAUGUCAUAGACCUCAUUUUGAUUCGUCUCCAGCGGGGGAAAAAGCGAAAAUCUCCAAGUGCUUUGUUGUCAGAUUCGGAAGAAGAUGUCGAGCCCCCACAAGCAUCCAAACCCGCGGCUCAGAAUACUUUACGUGUGAAGAAAGGCAUGAUAAUGUCUGACGACGAAGACGAAGAUUUAAAUAUCCCAAAGCCAUCAAG
Serpula lacrymans var. lacrymans S7.9 is the source of this 348-nucleotide messenger RNA. RefSeq lists its product as uncharacterized. NCBI's taxonomy places the organism in Eukaryota, Fungi, Basidiomycota, Agaricomycetes, Boletales, Serpulaceae. The record is from RefSeq and is a predicted model, not a curated record. Bases 1 to 309 code for a protein of 102 amino acids. The transcript has 2 exons.